Molecule: messenger RNA, 2444 nt
Organism: Otolemur garnettii (small-eared galago)
Lineage: Eukaryota; Metazoa; Chordata; Mammalia; Primates; Galagidae
Gene: GTSE1
Product: G2 and S-phase expressed 1
Exons: 11
Coding region: 16-2172 (718 amino acids)
Cellular component (GO): cytoplasmic microtubule; microtubule cytoskeleton
Molecular function (GO): microtubule binding
Source: RefSeq, a predicted model, not a curated record
GCGGGAGAAGCGGAGAUGGAUGCUCCUGGAAAGGAAGACAUACGUCUUUUGGCUGAUGAAAAAUUUGACUUUGAUCUCUCACUGUCUUCUUCAAGUGCAAAUGAAGAUGAUGAAGUCUUUUUUGGACCCAUUGGACAUAAAGAAAGAUGUAUUGCUGCCAGCCUAGAAUUAAACAGUCAGCGUCCCGAAAGUCGCUUCCCUUGGAGCCCUCUCGCUGGGGAGAAGUUUGUGGAAGUGUAUAAAGAAGCUCACUUACUGGCUCUGCAGAUAGAAAGCAGCAGCAGAAACAAAGUGGCCCAAGCUGCCGCGCCCCAAGACCCCUGCAGCCAAGAUGCAGAAUGGUUUAUACAGGAAUCAAAAUCAAAAAUAAACCUCUUUGAGAAAGAAAAGGAAAUGAAGAAAAGCCCUAAGUCGCUUAAAAGGGAGACAUAUUACCUUUCAGAGAGCCCCAUAAUGGGGCCGCCUCUGUCAGGGGUAUGGCCCCCUAGGAGUGAACCCCCACUGCCAGACUCGUCCCUGGUCCCACUGAGCUCUCCUGCCCAGGCUGGCCUCGCCCAAACGCAGGGACCCCGGCACCCUUCUCGGCCUUUGCCAGGAGAAUCAAGGACUGCUCACCCUCCAACUCAGGCAGUGACUCAGAGAAAAAUUACCAGCAAAUUGCAGCCGCCCAGAGCUUCAUCCAUCAGAGGAAGACACGUCCAUUUGGCUGUGGAGAAGACCAAGAAAGAGAUACCAGCUAGUCCUUCCAGGACAAAAACCGUAAGUGGAAAGGAAUGCCCCAGGGAUGUGCUUCCUGACAGACCUGCUCUGGGUGCUGCCAGUGGAAGCCACUUGGUCCAAGGCAAGCGAUCACUCCCUGUUCCAAGCAAGUUGGGGCUGAAGCAGACCCUGUUAAAACCACCCAGCUGUGCUGGCAAUCUUGCAAGGAAGUCUUCCUUGGGGUCUGUUUUGAGUGGGGCAUCCAGCCUGUCUGCAUCUCCAGCAGGAGGCAAAGCUAAAUCAAGUGAAUUUUCAAUUAUUCCUACAAGCAGUUCCCAGCCUGUGUCAAACAGCAGCAUGUCAGGCCGAGCGGGUCCUGUGGCGCUGCAGCGGUCUCUGCGGGCAGGGCCUGCAGGUACACUCACCGGGCCGGCCAAGAGCGUGGACGUUGAGCCGGCAGCCGAGCAGCCCACAAUGCCCACCACAGCUUGUCCCACCCAACCCCAGACUCCAGACGGUGGAGGUCGGGGCCUGGACUCUACUUCCAUUUUGUCAGAAUCUUCUCAACUGAAUAAGACUAGAAGUAUAAGAAGGCAAGACGCCAAGACGAAGGUCAUGCCUACUCCUACAGGUCAAUUUAAAAUCCCCAAGUUUUCUAUUGGUGAGUCCCCUGACAGUUCAACGCCGAAGUGCCUACCAGCACAAAGGCCACAGCCACGCACGUCGGUUGGCAGGGUCAUCGUGCAUAGCACUCCCAUCAGACCCUCCUUGGGGCCAGCCACACACAACCUAAGCAGCGUAGGGACGCCUGUGAGUAUGACUCGGAGGUCAGCCAUGCCCACACCUGCCAGCCGGCGCCUCUCCAGCCUCCCACUGCUGGCCCCUAAAUCCAUGCCCAGGGCUGUGGCUUCUCCCCCGUGUGUGGUUGCUCGGCGACUGUCCUCUGAGCCCCGGAAAAAAUCUGCAGUGAGAACUGAAGGAACGAGGGAGGAUGACAGGAGGGCCGAUGCCGGGCAGGAAGACCUGUCACUUGACAGGAGUCUAUCUCCUCCAUCCAGUGUCCCUCAGGCACUUAACUUUUCUCCUGAGAAAAGUGAUGUCAGUUUUUCAAAAAUCAUCACCACAGCAGGAACUCCUGAUGAAGCAAAGCCCAGUGAGGACGCAGCCCCUAGUGAGGCUCUUCUUAUAGAUGUCAGACUGGACCUGCUGACCGCCACGCCCAGGGUCGAGAGCGCAGCCCUCGCUGAUCCCCCUCUCAUCGACUUGGGCAGUACUCCUGAGGCUGGGGCACCCACGGGGCCUGAGAGCAGGCCUCUCAUUGACCUCCUGAUAAACACACCAGACAUGAACAAAGAUGUCAUGGUGAAACCUCUACAGGCAGCAGCGCAGCUCAUCGACCUGGGCUUGCCUCUGAUCCUGCUGAGUCCCGAGGCUGACAAGGAGAAUGUGGAGUCGCCGCUCCUCAAGUUCUGAGUGAACGAACAGAGCCCUUUGUUAAAAGAACAGUCCAUCGUAAGGUGGUUUUCAACCCUUAGGAGCUAUUUUAUUAGAAAUUUUAUUUGAAAAGGAAAAAAAAGCCUAAAUAGGUUUGCUGUGCCUGGAAGGAGUGGCAUGAGCCUCUGGGUUCAGUGCUGAUCCCUGAUGUCGUCAGUGUCUGCAGCUGCCCUCCCUGCCCCUCUCCAGACUGAUCACAAAGCUGAAGUGACUCUAUAGGAAAAACUUCAUUUUAAAUCUUUUGUAUGUAA